UUUCAGAGUGCCAAAUUUAGUAAUGGAACUGUACCUGAACUAUGAUUGUGAUGUUUACAGUACUAAUGUAUUUGAGGAACUCUGCAAACUUCUUUCCAAGAAUGCCUUCCCUGCGGCUGGAAGUCUUUAUAGUGUCCAUAUUCUUGCUCUUGAUGCUCUUCUUGCUGUAGUUCAGAGUAUUGAAGAACACUGCCAUUCUCAGUUGUUAAACACAAUAGAAAAGGCAAUAGAUGAAAAUAUUCCUAACAAACUUCAAAAGAAAAAGACAGGUGAUGACGACUCAGGGACAGAUGAAAACUGUGAUUCACCACCUUUGUCUCCACCCUCCCCACCCACCUCAGGCUUUGCUAUGGCCAAGAAAAUGGCAGUGGGUGUGGCUUCAGAGGAGAGUGAAGAGAUUACACAGAAGUAUAGUGACAGUGAUAAAGUACUUCAAUCUCGUGUUGGUCUUGUGUUCUCUUCUGACCUUCCAACAGCUGACACCCUAGCUAAACUGAGGCAGAGAAAAAAGAUUCUUCAAGCAGGCACUGAACAGUUCAACACCAAGCCCAAGAAAGGAAUUGAAUUUCUCCAAGAACAUGGACUGCUUUGCUCUCCCCUUAAUCCAGAAGAAAUGGCCAAGUUUCUACGUGAAAACCCUCGCCUUGACAAGAAGACUAUUGGUGACUAUAUUGGUGACAAAAAGAACAGCAGGAUUCUAGAGGCCUUUGUUCGGUCUUUCCAUUUCCAUGACUUGAGAGUGGAUGAAGCUCUGCGUUCUUUCCUGGAAAGCUACCGUCUUCCUGGUGAAAGCCCUGUCAUUGAACACAUCAUGGAGUUCUUUUCUAAACAGUUUUAUGAAAGUAAUCCAGAACCAUAUGCCAACAAGGAUGCUGUAUUUACGCUGUGUUAUGCUGUUAUUAUGUUGAACGUGGAUCAACACAAUUCCAACAUCAAACAGCAGAAGCCGAUGACAUGUGAGGAUUUUAAGAGAAACCUGAGAAGAACAAAUGGUAACGGUGAUUUUAAAGCAAGCAUGCUGGAAGAAGUCUAUCAUGCAAUCAGAAAUGAGGAGAUUGUAAUGCCUUCUGAAAGAAGUGGAAAAAUAAAAGAAAAUUAUGAAUGGAAGGUUUUGUUGAGACGUAGCAGCACUCCAGAGGGGAAAUACAUCCAUGGCUUGGGUAGUAGCUUUGAUCAAGACUUGUUUUUAAUCAUUUGGGGUCCUGCAGUGGCUGCUCUGUCAUAUGUGUAUGAUAACGGACUGGAAAAAAGUGUUGCACAGAAAGCUAUUUUGGGAUUCAGAAAAUGCGCCCUCAUAUCAGCCCAUUACAGCUUGUCAGAUGUGUUUGAUAACCUGGUUAUUUCACUGUGUAAAUUUACCACAUUACUUAUCCCACCCGAGAGUGGGGAAAGUCUACCAGUGUCGUUUGGUAGAAAUCUGAAAUCUCAGCAAUCAGCAAGAACACUGUUUGCUUUGGCUCAUCGUCACGGUGAUAUUCUCCGUGAAGGCUGGAAGAACAUCAUGGAUUGUAUGUUACAACUGUUCAAGGCAAAGAUGCUGCCCAAAUCUAUGGUGGAGGCUGAGGACUUCGUGGAGGCCAGCGGGAGAAUAAGUCUUUUGCCAGAAGAGCUGCCAUUUGCAAGGCCGGAAACCUCCAUAUUUUCGUGGUGGUUUGCAAACCCUGAACCUGCGAGCUACAGAGGCCAGUCUACAGAGGAUAAAGAGGCACAGAAACAAGCUCAUAACUGCAUUAGAGAUUGCCAUCCAGAGCUCCUUAUCACAGAGAGCAAGUUUUUGAGACCGGAGUCGUUGAAUGAACUUAUGAAGGUGCUGAUUUACAAUUCCAGUUUUGAUAAUCAUGAAUCAAUGUCCGCUCAGACAUGUGAUGAAGAGGCCGCGGUAUUCUUCCUUGAGCUCCUAAUAAGAGUUGUUUUGCAAAACCGGGAUCGUGUUUCAGCAUUAUGGGGCACGGUAAGGGACCAUCUUUCCAACAUUCUUGUGAACGCAUCUCAACACAGUUCAAUUGUAGAAAGGUCUGUUGUGGGCUUACUCCGGCUGGCGAUUCGCCUUUUGCAUAAAGAGGAAGUCUCCAGUCAAGUCCUUUUAACUCUACGAAUCCUUCUCCUAAUGAAGCAAAAUGUUCUUCAAGCUUGUGGCAGGCAAAUUUCAUUCGGACUUCACGAACUUAUUCGAACCAAUGCCUCAAGCAUAACAUCCUCUAGAGACUGGGUCACAGUGUUUACGCUCUUAGAAUGUGUUGGGGCUGCCGCCACGCCACCUACUGUCACUUCGGGUCCUGUUGCCAUGGCAUCAGUAUCCAAGGAUCCGGAUAGUGAUUCAAUCGCGGGAGAUUACGAAUUUGCCGACGGAAUUUCGAACUCGGAAAGCGAUGUAAGCUCAUUUGCGAGCAUCGAGGCAGAUUCGGCAUUAAGCGGAAGCGUUUUAGGAGACACGUGGUUAGUGAUUACGAAACAGGAUUCGGAAAGUUCUCCUGCAAACCAGUAUGAAUUGACUGUAGGUGUUGAAUUAAACAAACAUGAUAGUAAAUCAUUUGUCAAAUCGUGCCAGACCUUGGCAUUUUUAAUCCGCGAUAACGCUCACGUCACCAAGGAGAAUUACCUGCAGUGUGUGCACGCCAUUCGCGUGUUUUCAGAAGCCAGUCUGAAUGGAGGUGCGGGAUACCGGCAAGACGGCUGGCAAUUUAAAGAAAACGGAGCUGAUUACAAAGGCAGCUGGGGACGAUCAAGCAAGAAGGCGUCAUCGUCAUCCUCGCGUUUGAAGAAAGUGAGCCCAACAGGCUUAAAGACGCGCAAAUCUACUAAGUCAGCAACAAGCAGUCCAGCCACGAGCGAAGACGAAGCUGAAAUUGUAGAGACUAUUAACAAUACUUACGAUGCUAUGUCUCUCCAACUCACCGAACUCAUGUACACGCUACACACUCAUGCAAGCAGCAUCUUUGAGAAAAUCCCAGGUGAUAGUAACCAAUCACAGCAAAGUAGGCCUAGUGACGUAACAGCACAUGAUCAGAGCAUGGACUUCCUGUGGACUAAAUGCUGGUGUCCCUUGUUGCAAGGAAUCGCGCGGCUCUGUUGUGACGUCCGCCGUGAUGUAAGAAUGUCUGCGCUCACUUAUCUCCAGCGGGCAUUACUUGUUCAUGAGCUGCAAGAUCUGACAGCAGUGGAGUGGGAAGCGUGCUUUAACAAGGUUUUGUUUCCCAUGCUGUCUCAGCUGCUAGAAGUUAAUAGCAACGGUGACCCAAUGGGUGUGGAGGAAACACGCAUGAGAGCUGCCACACUCCUGUGCAAGGUAUUUCUGCAGCAUCUAACUCCUUUACUGUCACUGUCCACGUUCACUGCCCUCUGGCUUACAAUCCUUGAAUUCAUGGAUAAGUACAUGCACGCAGAUAAAAGCGAUCUUUUGUUUGAAGCCAUUCCAGAAUCCUUGAAGAACAUGUUACUGGUGAUGUCAACAGCUGGGAUAUUUGAUGAAGAGGAAUGUGCACUAACAGCUCAUUCCCAGGGCGACAGCCGCAAGACACACAGCAGAUCAGACUCCGAAGUACACAAGUACUCCGCCCUGUGGCAGGUCACGUGGGAGCGAAUCGACUGCUUUUUACCCAAUCUACGGCAAGAGCUUUUUACACCUCGUAGCCAAUCUCCCCCUGCCAACACUCCUCCAGUCAAGGUGGAGCAAGAGAAGGUAUUGACAGAACCAUCUAAUCCUGGUUCAGAUUUGACGUGUCCUGUUGAUGAAGUUGAGAAAUUGAAUAAGCCAGACAAGCCCGACAAGCCUAACCCUGGCCCAAGCUUGCCCUCAAAACAGGGAAGCACCAGCACUAGCAGCAUCUCUUCCCCUCCUAGCGGGGGACAACAACAAGUCUGUGUGGUGCUCCAGCCACCGCUUCCAUCUUUAGCAAACAGGAGCAGCUCCCCAACACAUCUGGGCUCGUUGGCGGACAAUGUACGUCCCAGCUCAGUACCUAUCAUCCUGGCUCCCAGUCCAGCCCUUUCAGCUCGGCCACUCUCCUCACCUCAGGGGUCUCGGUCCUCAACACCUACUGAUCCAGGCCCCAAACAAAUGGAAAUGUCUGAGGAAGCUCCUGUGGGUGAUAACCAUGCUGAAACUUCCGAUAGCGAGUCAGGGAAACCUGCUACAGCAGCACAAGAGAGGCCAAAAGCUUCCAUUUAUGACAUUUAGAACGUUACCUAUAUUUUAUUGGAAGUUAUCAAAUGAAUUGGGUGCCUUAUUUGGGCCUUUUACGCAUAUUGUAAGGGUAAUUUAACAGUUCGCACUUGAUCGGAAUAAGAAAAAUGCAAUGUAAUAAAGGGCCUCUAACAGUCUUUUUCACACAAUACUUAGGCAGGUAAUGAAUUGUAACGUGACCGUCUGACGUGUUGCAUCCUUUGGAAGUGAUUUUAAUGGAUUUACUUCAGUUACCCGAUCACAGGAAAGUAAGAGUAAGGUGGUAUGUAAUAAUAGUCUGUGUGAUUGAUCAGGUUUGAUGAAGGUGGCUUUUUCUUUUUCGCAGUAAUCAAUUUUCAUGUCAAGGGCAUAAGGCAACUGGAAAAAGGUGAAUCUGGAAACGUAUACAACAACAUUCAAUAUUUAAAAUAAUAAAAUUGUGUUUUGCUUCCAUCGCAAUAGACUAAUCUAAGUUAAAUUUUAUUUAUUCUUCAUCCAAACAUUCGUGAUAAAUUGGCACAUAUUGGUUGAAUUAAGGAGGCUCUUGAUAGUUGGAAACGCUGGUGGCAUUAUGUCAUCCAUUCGUCAACAUCAAAUAUAGAACAAGAGUGGUAUACUAUGUUGCCAUUCUGUUAGCCCCUGAAACUCGUGACUGGGUACGUUCAACUGUGUCUACCAACUGUAUUUGGCGAUUGUUGCUCACACAAACGUUUAGCGUUGAAUCAUGUUCAUUUCUGUUACAAAGUAACUAGUUUCGAAAGAAACUGUUGUGCAGGGAUAGUAGGCAAGUAAUCACUUAAUUGAUUAUGGUAAAUAAACCACCGUGGCGAAUUUGGAAAGCUGAGUUUUCGAGUGUUUACUUUUUGCUGAUCCUCUGGGCCAACUCUGGAAUCAUCAGCGUCACAAAUUCACCAUAAAUAAUUUGCCGUGAUUGUUUUUAUUAGCCUGUCUCGUCUUCACUCUUUGCCUCCUCUAUCAUGUCAUACGAAUCAGCAACGAUUAAGAUAGAUGUUGCAAUUUGUUUCAAUUUUGUUCAAAUGUGAACCAAAAAGCACUGUAGGUUGUCUCGGUUGAAACGAUAGAAAUAGCUAACAUGGCAUGACCUACAUCACUUUCAACGUCAAUAGAUAUCGAGUACAAAACUACAAAUGGAAUAAAACUACGUGACCUUGAA
This is a messenger RNA of Orbicella faveolata, 5336 nucleotides long. RefSeq names its product Golgi-specific brefeldin A-resistance guanine nucleotide exchange factor 1-like. NCBI's taxonomy places the organism in Eukaryota, Metazoa, Cnidaria, Anthozoa, Scleractinia, Merulinidae. Gene Ontology annotation, biological process: regulation of ARF protein signal transduction. Gene Ontology annotation, molecular function: guanyl-nucleotide exchange factor activity. The record is from RefSeq and is a predicted model, not a curated record.